This is a messenger RNA of Clonostachys rhizophaga, 2640 nucleotides long. The record is from the annotation of a GenBank genome assembly. NCBI's taxonomy places the organism in Eukaryota, Fungi, Ascomycota, Sordariomycetes, Hypocreales, Bionectriaceae.
AUGGCAUCCCCUCAAUCUGGGAACUACUCUUGGACCUUUCCCCCAGUCUUUCUUGCCCCAGAAAACUUUCCUUCCCCUCAAAGCACUCCAAAUUGGGCCGACCAACGCUUGGAGAAUGCCACUUCUACCCUCAAGGACGCGAUAACAUGCACCCAGAAAGAGCUCCAAUCAAUCAAGAUCAGUCAUCGGAAUCCCGAUGUUCCCGCGGUCCGGGACCUAAUCUCUGCUGCGGAACGGCUUGCAAACUAUCUCGAGGAAUUGGUUGAUCCCAAAAGCCCACGUUCCCAGCAUGAUUGUCCAAUUGGCUCAGGCCUUUACAUUUCAUACGAGAAGCUGAAUCUGCUGCGUAACGUCUUCCUCGACAACAAACCUCCUUCUGACAAUACUUCCGACAACAUCCCGCAUACAAACGAUCGAACCAAUACAUCCUCGGCCGAUACAAACACAAACUCCGCUAGCACGUCGUCAACAAGGGAGAUACAAGAACGAGUCUCAAAUGCCGCACGUUUCAUCACAUUCCCUCACGACUUGGCUGGUAUCAACCUGCUCAAGAGAGCGUUCAGGACGUUUUUGUCCGAUGUAGAGAAAGCGCCCAGUGAUAUACAGAACGCAACAUUCGGAGAAAGCGUCCACGAAUCGACAUUCACGCAAGAAGAGCGUGGCUUCAUACAACAGGCUUACAGGUGCUCCUCCUUGUCGACUUCACUGUUCUCACACCUGGCCCGAAACACCGCAUGUGGUGCCCAGCAUCAAGCUAAACUUGAUCUCUCUGGUGUGAGGGGGGGGCAGUUGAAGAUGAUGGUUCGCAAAUGUCAGGAUGCGACAACCGAGAGAUGGCUACCUGCAGUAUUCACGCACUCUUCCGAGAAACCAUCAUCGGGCAUCUCGGCUUUCAACAGCAUUUGCUCAUCGACAGAUAACCCUGAACCCCUACGUAUCUUCUUUGAUUCGAACACAAUGUGGCCCUCGAAUGAGGACAACGGUUCAACACCGUUGACUGUCCCGCCCACAGGAAAACCAUUACAAGACUACCUCAGCUUCGUUAGGCAGAGACCUUGUAUGCAGAAGUUAGAUUUUAAUCGCAGCUCACUAGUAGCAUUCCUGCUAGCGGCUACGUUUUUCCAACUCUGCGGAAGUCCUUGGUUGAAGGAGCCCUUCCAAACCGAGAGCAUCUCUCUCUCAGUUACCCACGACCAAACGCCUGGCCAGUGGCAUCUUCAUGCGCCAUGCGACCUCGUACCCAUUACGGAGGACAUGGACCUGACUGAGAGCGUUGCUGCAUUGGGCGUACUAAUUCUUGAACUUGAAACGGGAUGCAAAGCGCUCUGGGCAAAAACGGAUGAAAGAUCUCGCACAGGGUCACAUCGGAGGCGCCUAAGGCGUCUAUUACAUGAUUGGAAGGGGAAUAUCAUUGGCGAAAACAAGAGAAUUGCUCAUUCAUGCCUUGAUUUUGAAACUCUCGUCGAAAAUUUCGAAGACGGCAAGUUGUCCCGGGACGAGAAGAUACAUGCCAUCAUCUACAAGCACAUCCUCGGGCCUAUAGUGCGACGCCAUGCUGAACGCUUCGAUGAGCUCGAACAUGCUUCCACGGCAAUUUUUGGCCCAUGCAAUACUCUUCCCACAUUCCACAUCACCCCCUCCGAGAAUGCGUGUUCCUUUGAUGCAGAGGAUAAGCCUCUCCAAGAAGGUUUGCUGAAGCGAUCCAGAGCGUUCUUUAGCGAUACUGAAAUCUUCCUCGGGCGCCUAAUAGACAUUCGACGCGAUUUCAACGCCGGCCGAACAUCUCAGGGCAAAGGCAAGAAACGGAUCGUUCUUUUGGAUACUGGAUUAGAUCUAGGGCACACGGUCAUUCGUCACGCUGUUAGAUCUGAGCAGAUAAAUCUGGCGGGAUCGAAGAGUUUUGUCAGCUCUCGCUGGAGUCAAGAUGAUGACAUGCACGGUACAAACGUAGCGGAACUGACGUUACGCGUUGCGCCCACUGCGGAGAUCACCAUCGGAAAAAUAUGUGAAACCCGUGACAAUCUUGGUGACAUGCUACCGAGGCUGGCGGAGGGCAUAAACUGGGCCACGAACGAGAUCAAGGCCGACAUCAUAUGCCUGUCUCUGGGAUAUAGAACGGCCAAUGAGGCUGCCGACACAGCCGUGGACAACGCAAUCAAGGCGGGGGUGUUGGUCGUCGCUGCCGCUUCGAACAGCGGCAUCCUCCAUGGGCGAGCUCGCCCAGCGUGUUUGGAUGGCGUUAUAUGUAUGCAUGCCGCAAAUGAUCGGGGUCGGAUCGGCGAUAUGAACCCCCUCAAGUUGAAGAACGAGACAAAUUUCUCGACGUUCGGAGAUGGGGUGCACGUCCUCUGGAAAGGCCAAUACGAACUCAAAGCUGGAACCUCGUAUGCCGCGCCAAUCGCUGCUGGUUUCAUUGCAAGCAUACUGGAUUUCAUAGAGGCCAAGGUACCCGGCCUUCGGCCUUUGCAGGUCGAGAAACUGAGAAGGAAGAAGGGCAUGGAGGCUGUCUUGAAAGUGAUGUCGGUGAAAGGCCAAGGCGGUUUUGACUUCAUCCAUCCAAGAUCAAUGUGCAAUUGGAUAAAGCCAGACGCAGUGCAAAGGGCAGUGGACCGUGUGGAGGAAGCCCUACGGCACAUCUAG